AUCACGAGCGAUCAAAACAAUAAACAAUCAAUAAAAGGCGGGAUUCCGUGUUCUCAUAAUUUUACAAAUAUGAGUAAAAAGUCAACGCGCUCUACGAAACUCAAGGCGGAUCCCGAUGCGGUGACACAGCAACAAGUAGCAUGUGCAACUAAGAAAGUUUUCUACAUAUCAGAAAAGCUGCUGGAUGCAAAAGAUGCCAAAGACGACCAGCGACUGUGUUUGGAGCAUUUCUAUCAUCCCGGCAAGGCGCGUCCGGCUUUGUUUGUAACAUUGCGGGAGCAUGCAAUAAUGGAGGUGCUGGAAUAUGCGGAGCCACGGCGCAGCUGGCUAAUGAACAGUGAAGUGUGCUCUAAUGGACGCACAUACAUGACGACACCGAUUGAUGCCACGCUGCUGGCACUGCAUCAUCUGCGCCGGCAUUGUUCCCAGCGGGCCAUGUCACUGGACAACAUUAGCGUGGAUGAGCCGGAUGCGAGCACACAUCGUUUGCUCACCAAAUUCGUCAGGGCCGAUGGGCUAAAGUGUGUGGCGGAUGUGAAGAAGUCCGGCGACCUUAUCUUCUACAAGUACAACUCGGACAGGGCGCUGGCUUGGCUCGCCCUGAAGACGCGACAAGUUGUGCUCGUGCUUAAGGCAAAACAGGUGCACUGCGGAUUGGGUGCCAAGUCGGAAAAUUAUGUGCGCAGCGAGAAACUGGUGGAGGAGAAUGAUGUCAAUGAAAUGGAUUAUAUGCGUAUGGCCUGCGACUAUGUUGGUCGCUAUUUGGAUGCUGAUUUGCAUGCUGAACUCACCCGCUAUUUGCACAUACCCAGCGAGAUUCAGGCUCUGGUCGAGGAGAAAGCCAACACGCAGAAGCGUAAAUCUCAGCAGGACGCUGCUGGUGCAAAUAGCAAAAAAAUUAAACUCGGCAAUGGCAAAGAAGAUGCGGCAAGUCAGCUACGAAAAAGCAGUCUGCUGGACAAUGAUGACAUCAAAGAGGAGAGCAAUAAGUCGCCCAGCACACCUGUGCCGCUCAAGGAGCGCAGCAUGUCAGCUAAGGAGAAGGCGCUGGCCAAGGGUGCCAAGGGUAGCAAAAGCAUUUCAUCCUUUUUCAAAGUCAAAUAGAUUUAAGCAUAAAUUGGUAUUCAUAUUAAGUUAACACUUAAACAAUUCGCUGUUCAGUAACCGUUUUUAUUAAUAUAUAAACAACAUGAUUAAAGUUCA
Molecule: messenger RNA, 1203 nt
Organism: Drosophila grimshawi
Lineage: Eukaryota; Metazoa; Arthropoda; Insecta; Diptera; Drosophilidae
Product: ribonuclease H2 subunit B
Exons: 1
Coding region: 70-1104 (344 amino acids)
Biological process (GO): ribonucleotide metabolic process; RNA catabolic process
Cellular component (GO): ribonuclease H2 complex; nucleoplasm
Source: RefSeq, a predicted model, not a curated record